AAGUUUUGUGUACAUUAUUUGAGACAAAGUUGAACUCAGUUUUGUUAGGAUUAUCAAUAUUUAGGAUAUAAUGAAACUUUUACAUAAUCCCAGCAGAAAAAAAACUUUGAGGAUUGUCGGAUUGGGAUGAUAUUCGGUGAUAUUUUCCAAAGAUUUGUUCAGAAUCACAGGAUAAGAACACAAUUGAUCAAUCAAUCAGUUCAAAAGAUAUCAUUUACUCUUAUUACUUUCAUUAGUAAAUCUUAUAUUAGUUUAAGUACAUCCAAAUUUGUGUGAUUUAUAAAAGUUUCCACCUGUUCAACACAGUUUCAUAAUGGCAGCUGAUUUUGCAGCAGGAUGUGUUGGAGGAUGUGCCGGCGUUCUGGUCGGCCACCCCUUCGACACCGUCAAGGUCCAUCUGCAGACACAAGACUCGGCCAACCCUCGUUACCGGGGGGCCAUGCACUGUUUCCGUACGAUCCUCGCCAGGGACUCCGUUCGAGGUCUUUACCGCGGCGUCACCAGUCCAAUGGGUGGUAUCGCUUUUGUUAAUGCCGUUGUAUUUGGAGUUUAUGGAAACGCUCAGAGGUCUAUGAACGACCCUUCAUCUCUGAUGUCCCAUACGAUCGCUGGAGCUGCCGCAGGAUUUGCACAGAGCAUAUUCUGUGGACCGAUGGAACUUGCCAAAACUAGACUUCAAUUGCAAUCUGGAGCAGGACAGUUUCGAGGACCACUUCAACUCAUGGGCCACAUUUUCAAAACAGAAGGUAUGCGAGGACUAUUCCGAGGAACUGGUGUAACAGCUUUCCGUGACUGUCCAGCUUUUGCUAGUUAUUUUUUGACUUACGAAUUUUUGAUGCGCUCUUCGGUAAAAGAAGGAGAAACGAUCACUCCGUCAACAGCAAGAACUUUGUUCGCUGGCGGUUUUGCUGGUGUUGUAUCUUGGGCUGUUACUUUCCCUAUAGAUGUUAUCAAAAGUAGAGUGCAAGCUGAUGGCAUGAGCGGAAAUCCAAAAUACUCGGGAGCAAUCGACUGUUUGCGCAAGAGUUAUGCUGCGGAAGGCCACAAAUUUCUAUUCCGCGGACUUACAUCUACAUUAGUUCGUGCAUUUCCAACAAACGCAGCUACUUUUGUCGUCGUUGAUUGGUGUUUCCGUUUACAAUCUUUCUUUAAAAACAAUGUCCCGACCUUGCAAACAGAUCCAACAGUCAGCGCUACCCCAUUAGCAACAAACUCUGAAUCCUCAUCAUCAUUUUUCCCAAAUUAUUUGAGCCAUGUUUGGAAUAAAAGCAAAAAUAUAGCAGAUACUAUGCAUUUCUGGUUAGAAGGUAUGAUCCCAUCUAUAGGUCAUGAAUCAAAUUGCGGUAAGUGUGCGAGAGGAUUUGCAGCUGGUUUUUCGAUGUUCCACGAAGCUAUUUGUGAUGCAGAUACCAUCGAUUUAAGUGAAUUGGCGACGAAAGCCUGUAUGAAGUGCGCCGAGUUGAAAAUUUCGAGGGAGGUUGACGUAAGAUUGGCGGUGAUGGCUAGUUGAUUUAUAAUAUGUUCGAUGGAUCUAAUUAAAUCUUUGUUUUGAUAUAUUUUGGGUAAAAAUAUAGAUUUACCCAAGGUAUAUUAAAAUAUACGCAUGCCAAAGAUUUCCCUCCCACAUCUCUUGUUCAU
Molecule: messenger RNA, 1638 nt
Organism: Ctenocephalides felis (cat flea)
Lineage: Eukaryota; Metazoa; Arthropoda; Insecta; Siphonaptera; Pulicidae
Product: mitochondrial basic amino acids transporter-like
Exons: 5
Coding region: 314-1510 (398 amino acids)
Biological process (GO): mitochondrial L-ornithine transmembrane transport
Cellular component (GO): mitochondrion
Molecular function (GO): high-affinity L-arginine transmembrane transporter activity
Source: RefSeq, a predicted model, not a curated record